Dimorphilus gyrociliatus is the source of this 769-nucleotide messenger RNA. Lineage: Eukaryota; Metazoa; Annelida; Polychaeta; Dinophilidae. The record is from the annotation of a GenBank genome assembly.
AAUUCUUCAACUUCCGUCGGAAGUGACAACCAGUCGAAAGUCGUUGAUGCCACGUUAACCCAAGAAAUCAUAAGAAAAAAGUCAUAUUUUCGUCUUAGUUACUCGUUUUUGUUGAUUGAUUUAGGGAAACUAAUUUUGUAGAUAUAAAAUGGAUUUAUUACGAAAGUUAUUUGUGCUAUUAUCACUAGUACUUACGCAAAUAACUGCUAUUCAAUUCCAUCUUUCGCCGAAUGUGAAAAAAUGCCUAAGAGAAGAAAUUCAUAAAAAUGUUACAGUAAUUGGUGAAUACGAACUUUCUCAUGCACCUGGACAAAAAACAAAUCUUCAUGUAACAGAUUCCAAGGGACAUACAUUGUACUCUAAAGAAGAAGCAGAAAAAGGAAAGUUUGCUUUUACAACUGAUGAUUAUGAUCUAUUUGAAGUUUGUUUUGAAACUAAAAUGAUCGGAGGUGGCCAUGGUCAAGACAGAGAGGUAUACCUGAGUAUGAAACACGGAGUAGAAGCUAAGAAUUAUGGAGAUAUUGCUCGGGCAGAAAAGUUAAAACCUCUAGAAGUAGAAUUAAAACGCUUAGAAGAUCUUGCUGAGUCCAUUGUCAACGACUUUGCUUAUAUGAGGGCAAGAGAAGAAGAAAUGCGUGGAACAAACGAGUCCACACAUUCAAGAGUUUUGUACUUCUCUAUUUUCUCCAUGUUUUGCCUUCUUGGAUUAGCAACCUGGCAAGUUUUAUACUUGAGGAGAUUCUUCAAAUCUAAAAAACUGAUAGAAUAA